Messenger RNA from Sclerotinia sclerotiorum 1980 UF-70, 1533 nucleotides. RefSeq lists its product as hypothetical. The record is from RefSeq and is a predicted model, not a curated record. NCBI's taxonomy places the organism in Eukaryota, Fungi, Ascomycota, Leotiomycetes, Helotiales, Sclerotiniaceae. The transcript has 2 exons. Bases 1 to 1533 code for a protein of 510 amino acids. Gene Ontology annotation, molecular function: UDP-glycosyltransferase activity.
AUGUCUACUUCAACACCGCCUCGAAAAAUUCUUUUCAUGACAAACAGCGAGUAUGGCCAAAGUAACGUGGUAUUCGCAACAGCCUAUGAACUUAUUAUAAGAGGGGCAGAAGUUCAUAUUGCCUCAUUUGAAGCACGUGCCCUUGCGGAGGAAGUCUCUGAUAUUAUCGACUAUGGAAAUCUUCGUUCGCCCAUUCGAACACGAGUCGAUGAAUUGAAUGCUGGCGAAUAUGGUCUAAUACCAACUGGUUGUAGCAAAGCAGUUUUCCAUCCGAUAGACUGCCCUGGGAUGGUGGAGAAAAUCGCAUCAAUCUUGCCUGGUCAGGAUGGUCAGAAUGGCCUACGGCAUGGCGUUGGUUUUAGAGAAGCAUGGAGAGUCUAUGCGCAUAUGACAUUGAUCCUGGCGUCCUAUACUCCUGAAGAGUAUGUUAAGGGAGUUAAUUCUUGUGUUGAAAUUGUUAAAAGUGUCAAUCCGGACGGUAUUGUGGUGGAGAAAUUAUGCUCGCAUGCUUUUGAUGCAUGUGCUGUCUUGGGCAAGAAAACCAUGAGUAUUAGCCCAAAUAGUUUCAAGGAUACUUUAGCUCAAGCUCAACCAAAUGGCUUUUCAUUAUGGGGUUUGGCCUCUGUAUGUUCGGGUUUCAAUUUUCCUCUCCCAUGGUAUCUCAUCCCCUUGAACAUCAUCCUCACGAUUCGUCUCAUAAUCAUCAUCGUCACAAGCCCAAAUAUCAAAGCUAUCGAAGCUGGACGUAAGAAAGCCAACAUUCCCGGACAAUAUCCAUUCUUUGUUCCAUACUCCAAAGAUAUCCAUUAUUUGCUUCCCACUGGACGAGAGUUUGAUCUCAAACUACCCUAUAUCCCGGAAAAUGUGACAUCCUGUGGACCGCUCACUUUCGCUUCCCACCCGCUCUCUCAAGCAGACCCAGAACUCCUAGAAUGGUUGGAGAAAGAACCAACCGUGCUUAUCAACUUCGGAUCACAUCUAAAUGGAAGCGUAAAUUUCAAUCGCAAUCUCGCAACCGCAGUGCGCAUCCUCCUAUCCCACAAUCCAUCCAUCCAAGUACUUUGGAAACUCAAACCUACACCCUCAGGAGCCGAUCCAGCUAUUGAGGAAAUACUCGCUCCUAUUGCCGCUCAAGUAAAGCUCGUAAAAUGGCUCAAGCCAGAACCUAUUUCUAUCCUUCGAUCUGGUCACAUCAUAGCCUGUGUUCAUCACGGCGGAGCGAACUCGUAUUUUGAGAGCAUUGAGACUGGGAUUCCUCAAUUAAUCCUGCCUUGUUGGUUUGAUACGUAUGAUUAUGCCGAGAAGACGGAGUUUUUCGGUAUUGGUGUGUGGGGAAGUAAGAAUUAUGCUCCUGAUGUUGAUGGAGAGGAAUGUGGAAAGGCAUUGAUUCGAGUGACGGAAGAUAAAUCUAUUCAGGAAAAAGCAAAGGAAAUGGGUGAACUUGUUCGAGAGAAAUAUGGAGGAAGAAAAGAUGCCGCGGGAAAGAUAUUGGAGUUGAUUGAGGGCGAAUUUGGAUUAAGAAAGAAGUCGUAG